Messenger RNA from Aspergillus versicolor CBS 583.65, 1260 nucleotides. RefSeq lists its product as uncharacterized. The transcript has 4 exons. The record is from RefSeq and is a predicted model, not a curated record. Gene Ontology annotation, molecular function: monooxygenase activity; FAD binding. The coding region runs from base 1 to 1260 and encodes 419 amino acids. Lineage: Eukaryota; Fungi; Ascomycota; Eurotiomycetes; Eurotiales; Aspergillaceae.
AUGACGAUUUCUCAGAAUCGCUGGUGUUGCCUGGAUGUUGGUAUUGUCGGAGGCGGAAUGGGUGGUUUGGCAGCAGCCAUCGCCCUCCGCCGUGCCGGGCACCUCGUCACCCUCUACGAGAGGUUAGAUGUUUACAGAGAUACGGGGGCAUCUAUCUCUUGCCCUGCCAAUGGUUCCAAAUGGCUCGCUAAGUGGGGGGUGGACAUCGGGGAAGGGAAGCCGAUCACUAUUCUCAAGCAGAUUCGCCGUGACCUGGGAACGGGUGAGGUGAUAGAUGUGUUGGAUUUAUCUGACUAUGCAAACACCUGGGGACAUCCGAAUACUAACAAGGCUUACUAUAACUUCUACCGCGUUGACAUGCACAGGAUGCUCUUGACCACUGCCACCGCAGCACGUGGGGACGGCACCCCAGUGAAGAUUAAAAUGAAUCAUACCUGCAACUUCCUAGAUCUGGAAGCAGGCACGGUCUGUUUUACUAACGGACUUACCGCGCAGCAUGAUCUAAUUGUGGGUGCUGAUGGAGUCGGUUCCUGCAUCCGCCGGUUCCUGGGAAUCGAGCCAGUGCGCAAGCGAGCAACCUCUUCAUGCAUCCACUGUGUAAUCAAGACCUCAGACGUCUACCGCCUUGGUCUCCCCGAAAUGGCACGCAACGAUGCUCUCGAAUAUUGGGGCCAGGGGCUGCACAAGAUUGUCUACUCCGCCUGCCGCGAAGGUAGCGUGCAAUCAUUCUACCUCUUCUUCCCACUCUCCAGCGCAGAUCUAGACGAAGACCAAGAGACCUGGCUUGAAGGAACAACAUACCAGCAAGCGCUAAAGCCAUACUCCACGCUCGACCCUAAACUGCGCAUCCUGCUCACCCACUCCGAGGACAUCCGGCCCUGGCGUCUCUUCGAACACUCCCCGUACCCGACGUGGCAGUGCGGUCGUACCUGCAUUAUGGGGGACGCCGCGCACCCAAUGCUCCCUGACCAGAGCCAGGGGGCGUGCCAGGCUAUCGAGGAUGCAGCGGCGUUGGGCGUUAUAUUUUCUAGGGAGUAUACCUUCACUAAUGAUGUUAAUGCUGGCUUGCAGCUUUUUGAACGGAUUCGGAAACCGAGGGCGAGUAAAGUGCAGGCCGCGAGUGCACGGGCGCGCAAGAAUCUUUCGGAGCGGAUUGGGUUCUCUAGUAACAAGGAUAGUUCGCUCUACCUGGUGGAGAGUGAGGUUGGCAAGCUGACUAUUGAGGAGAUCAACGGGUUGGUUGCUCUGUUUCUUUUGUAG